UAGAUAUAGAUAGUUGCUCAGAUAACUGGCUUGGGGGAUUACAACGGAAACCGAUUGAGGACACAGGAAAAAGUUGAGUUCAGAAUGUGAGCAUUUGAACAUCUUGCCAUCAGACCAUCGGGAAGCAGACACUUGACAGUAGUAAACCAUAGUAGUAUUGAUGGAUAAAUAGAGAGAAUUGUGUGAUGGAGACAAAAGAUCUGGAACUGCAUGGAGCAUGGUGUAUGUAUUUGGAAAUAUUAAUUGAGCCUUUCCAUAUCAUUAUCAGCGACUAGAAAAUUACUAUUUUCACAGCUGAUGAGGCUCAAGGUGCAAGGGACUUUGGGUGAGUAAGAGGGACACAGUUUUGAGUUAGCUGAGGUUUGUGAAAAGUAGUAGAGAAAGCACAGGUUAAUUCUUGAAGUUGCAACGUGACUUUAAGUGAUGUAGGGUAAAAUGCAGAAUACAUAGGAGUAUGAACAUAAUUUGGCAAUGUAUUCGAAGUAGUGUAAAAGCUCAGUUUUGCAUCCAUCAAGACAAUUACAUUCUAGGUCACCAAAGUAGGUAGCCAGGAAACUGAUGGAAUUGAAGAAUGUAGAACUUAUCAUUGAUUUAUUUGGACAACAAGGCGGAGAUUAUUCAAGAACUUGGUCUGCUGAGCAGUUGAGAGUGGGGCAUAAUGGUCUCUGCUAUAGUACAAAUGACAGGGUAAACACUAAAGCUUAUUCUAACAGGCAUUUAUAUGAAAAGAUCAUCCCAGUUUUAAGUGGUACUGAAAGUUUACUGGAUGUCAAAAUUGACAUUUACCAACUUUGUAUCGUUUACAGAAUUGACGUCCUUGCUUUAACACCAUUCCGCUGAGUACUGAUUCAACAGAGUGGUGUUGGUCUGGAUGUCUGAAUAUUCGAUAUGUUUGGGCUGUGGCCUGCAGCUAUACAAUGGUGACUUUAUUACAGCAGUGUGUGAAAUGAACCACUGAAGACUGGUGUACAAGAAGGAACUGCAGAUGCUGGUUUAAACUGAAGAUAGACACAAAAAGCUGGAGUAACUCAGCGGGACAGGCAUCAUGUCUGGAUAGAAGGAAUGGGUGACGUUUCGGGUCGAGACACUUCUCCAGAUGCUGCCUGUCCCGCUGACGGUGUGAAGACUGGUGCUGGAUAAACAGGGACAAGAGGGGUGGCUAUUCAUCAUCGAAGUACUAGUACUGGCAAUAACUGGCCCAUGUAAUGACUGAAUCAUAUGGUCUCUCUCGGCUUGAAGUUGAAUCGGUUCAUAUAUGCUGUCACAGCUGACACAACUGUGGAUCCUGAUCAAAGUUCUUUUAUAAUUAAAGCAACCGAUCCAAAGUGCAGAGACACAGGAAAUAAAUCUCAUAGUAAUAGCCUUUGUAUCCAGAGGGGCUUGGGGAUUAAAAUUGAAAUCAGAGAAGUGUUUCCGCACUGAGGUGUACUGAUGGGUAGAGUGCAAACAAAAAUAGAAAUGUUGGAAAUGCCUGUGGAGAGAGAAGUGUUGUCAGAAUCUAAUUUAUACUUGGAGCAGAGGUAUAGCAAAUUAAUUAAAAAUAUUUAUUGUGUCAUAUGCAGCUAUUUGGCAUAUUGAGUGUAAAAUGGCUCACAGGAUAAUCCCAUUAGUCCCUUCUCUUAUUUUCCUGUAACCUCUUCACCCAUUCUCUUGUGUGCUCAUUAAACCCCCACUAUGUUUUCUGUCAGAAACCUACACUAGCGGUAAUUUACAGCAUGAAAUUGAUUAGGAUAUAGGAGGAAACUGGAACACCCAAGGGAAACGUGGUAUAAAAAUGUGCAAAAUACUUCACACCAUCUCGGGGAAAGUUGCCAAUAUAAUCAAAGAUCACUCACUACCUGAUCAUUCUUUCUUCUCUCCUUGCGCAAAAGAUAGAAAAGCAUGAAGGUACAUACUACCAGAUUCAAGAAUAGCUUCUUCCCGAUUGUAAACAGACUCUUGACUCGUAUAUACCAAAGCUGUAUUCCCGAUCUGCCAAUCUACCUCAUUAUACCCUUGCAUGUUUUGUUAACUGGACUUUUGUUUCAGUAGCUGAAAAAAAGUCACACUAUACUCUAAAUUAUGUCCUUUUCCUCUUUAACACUUACCUGAUGUACUCCAGUAUGAAAUGAUUUGCCUGGGCAGCAUGCAAAAUACAACGUUUUCCACCGUGUCUCAGUACAUGUAACAAUAAUAACCAGUACCAAUAACAAAGCUUCAGAAGAGAGGAACUGAAACACUUCACAAAACUUUGGGUGAGACGAGGAACCAAAUAAGGGAAAGAACCACAACAGUGCUCAGUAGCUCCAAAUUGACUGUUCAGAUUGCAUUCUUCACAUGCUUUUGUUUCAAAACAAAUAUAUCUAUUUUCCAAAAGGAAAAGAAACAGAAAUACAUGGGUGGUGUGUUUUGGACAGGUACCUUUAAAUGUAAUUUAGAUUAAAAUGCAGUCACCUUUGGAGCCACAGGAUCUUAUGCUCAGGAAGAAAGAAACUUGGAGUAGUAAGGCCUAAGGACGUUACAGAAGGAACCUCAGUAUGAAACUAAUGUUGACUGACCCACUGAGGUCUCUCCUGCACUUUGUGUUUCGCUCAGCAAGAAACUCAUCUGCCCAAGAUCCAUAAUCUCCAAAUCACACAUUAGUUUGAUAUUCACCAUUUCUUCACCGUCAAGAUCCUGCAAAUGCCUCACUAAUAUUGCAGGGCUGUAUCCAACAAACAAAAUACUGCAGACCACAAAUUAAAAAUCUUAAAUGUAUAUAAAUUCUAGCCACGUUGCAAUUAUACCAUUCUUAUCUUGAAGAAUGAUUGAUCCUAUUACUCUCUGGAAUCAUUGAAUAAUACUAAAUGGUUGCCCAUCAAUCCUAUUUGAGUCUGCAUAGCCCAGCAAUUUCUGAACACAAGAAAAUACUUUCUUCAAAAGUGAGUAAAUUGUUGCCAAGCAGAUUGGUACUAUUAGUGCCAAAAAGGACACAUAGUGCUGGAAUAACUCAGCGGGUCAGGCAGCAUAUCUGGAGAACACAGCUAGGUGACAUUUCAGGUCAGGACCCUUCUUCAGUGUAAAGUAGGAUCCAUACUCAAAUGUCACCUACCCAUGUUCUCCAGGCUGCCUGAAUUGCUAAGUUAUUCCAGCACCUUGAGAUCUUUUUUGUAAAUCAGCAUCCGCAGUUCCUUAUUUCUACUCUUGGUGGCAGGCCCAUUGAUAUCAAACAACCAUUGAUGCCGGGUGCAAGGGGAACACAACUACCAUUGGUGCCAUACCCAUUGGUACCAGACUAAGACUAUCCUAGUGCUAGGCAAAUUGGUACCAGACUACCAUCAGUGUCAGGCGAAGUGGUACAAAACAACCAUUGAUGCCAAACUACCAUUACCAUUAUCAAUUGUAACAAACUACCAUUCGUGCCAGGCUCAUUGAUAACCAGACUACCAUUGAUGCCACGCUCAAUUGUACCUGACCAUCACUGUUGCCAGGCGUGUUGAUCUCAGACUGCCAUUGAUGCAAGGCACAACUGUACCAGACCACCAUCGGUGACAAACUCAUUGGUACCAGACCACCUUUGGUGCCAGGCUCGUUGGUACCAGACCACCAUUGGUGCCAGGCUUGUUGAUCCCAGACUACCAAUGAUUCCAGGCUCAAAUGUACAAGACCACCAUUGGUGCCAGGCUCGUUGGUACCUGACCAGCAUUGGUGCAGGUGCAUUGUUAAAGCAACGUUUACGGCCUAACACAUUGGUAAAGCUCCAUAGAUGCUGCUGCACCCGCUGAGUUUCUCCAGCUUUUUUGUGUAACCUCCUCUAUGAUCUUUGUUGGUGCCCAAGCGCCUUCACUCCCAACACAUGUUGUUUCUGAGAGGCCGCCAUCGAGGUGUGCGCAGUGUCGGUGAGCGCGGUACAUGCGACUUUGGGCGUCACAUGUGGGCAUUGUGGCGACACAAGGCCGGUAGAAUGCUCGCUACGCCGUGGAGUGAGCGGCGCGCCAGCCAGGACCGGGCCUGUGCCGCGGGAAACCAGCCGGCGUGAAAAUGUACCUAGCCGGACUGCAGGACCUGAAGAAAUACUCCGUUGUGGGACCGAAAGUUGCUGUGAAAGAGUUGAAGUUAGACUUCAAUGAUAUCAUAGUGGGAAAGGAUCAGUGGAGUGUGGAAGACAAAGUUUCUCAACAUAUUUUACGCAAUUUGUUGGACCAUAUCUUGAUGAGGUCAUUUAUUAUAGCAUUGCUUAUUGGGAGCUGUAUUUCAAUUAGUUGUCAGACCAAUCCUGUCAUUUUAGAGCGGUACUUCGUAAUCUUUGUGACCUUUGAGCAGGUGGUGGCGACGAUUUUUUUUUGGGAAAUGCUGCUGAAAUGGUACUACGGCUUCUGGAUAUUUUGGAAGGAUGGCUGGAAUAUUGCUGAUUUCAUGGUCACAUCCACCUUAUUUUUGGGCUCCACAUUGUCAAGCAGUAAUCAGAUUUUCUAUGUAUUGAGAGUGCUCAGAGCUCUGAGAAUGGUGAGGAGUUUGGCUGCCAUCCAGGGCCUGGCCAUUAUGGUGCAAGUGAUUGUCCAGUCAGUGUAUGAUAUGGCCAACGUUAUCUUCCUGCUCAUCCUGAUCACAUUGGUGUUUGCGGUGUUUGGGGUGAUCCUCUUUAGCAGUCAUGUUCCAGAAUCAUUCGGAAGUUUGGAAAAAGCCAUGUAUUCGCUGUUUGUCUGCAUCACACAAGAUGGAUGGGUGCAAAUCUAUGAACAAUUCCAGGCAGAGGAUGGAGUGAUGAUGUAUUGGGGUGCAUUGUACCUCUUUAUCUUCAUCAUAGGAGCAUCUUUUAUCUUUGCAAACAUAAUGGUUGCUGCAGUAACUUCAAAUCUGGAGCAAGCAAUCAUGCAGAAGCAGGAGGAGGCGAGGCAUACACUGACUGGUGGGUCAGGUAUAAUAUCUGAGUUAAAAGAUGAACACGACAGUAGCUCGGAUAUGGACCUGGUGCAUGUGAAAGAAUGUAUAAAGCAAAUAAUCAUAGCUCACAAACAGCAGCCGUUGAAGUAUAGCUCCCUGGAGAAUCUCAGCAUCUCCACGUACGAGGAGUUCUGCAUGGUGCUGGAAGCCAUCCAGAUAAACAUUGUGAAGUAUAAGAUAAUUCGUUCCGAGAUCAAUAGCAUCGUCAAAGAUAUGCGAGAGUUAUAUUUUAAUCGUGAGCAGCAGAAGCAUAUCAUACACAAUGAGAAGAAGAUAUUGGAGGUGAGCCAGGGACAACUCCUCCCUGACAUCGGAGCAUUCAGAAAGAGGGAAAUGCUCAGCACCAUUUUGUCAAACGAAAAGUCAUUCAAAGUAAGCCAGAUCCCUAGGGACAACAUGUACCAAAGAAUGCAGGAUAUAUCUUCCACGAGGUUGUUGAGACGUUUGCCUGAUAACUAAUUACUUAGGAUCAAUCUCAAAGCAUCAUCUGCCACGCAGACACAGUGAAGCCUCAGGAAGAUUUGUUCCUUCAGUGCCAAGGAACUGCUCAAUGUCAUCUUGAAGAGGCUGCUUCCAGGACAACAGUGAAUGUGAUCGCUCAUUGGGGAUCCCAGUGUAAUUCCUCAUUAGGGUGGAACCUAAGGAGGCCCUAACUUGAGUUACCUGUAUGUGGCUGUGGACUGCGGAAUGGAUUGGAAAGGCACAGCAAGAGCGGCGGUAGAGCCAAUUUGUGUUUCUGACAUCUGAUUAUUACUCAUCAUCCCAUCGCCAUGCCAUUGCUACUAAGAAAGAUGGCUUCUGACAUCAGAUUGAAAUGGACCCGUUCCAGGAAGCACUGUGAUCAGUAGAAAGGGAGCGUUCAGGAAAAUGUCAGGUGCCACUGACAUGGCAUUCAGGGAACUCAAUGAAUGAUGUGUUGGAUAACCUUCCACCAUCACCACCAUACAGUAAUCAUGCCAAAAGCAUCUCAGCAACUAAUCGUGCUCCUGCUGUCAAUUGCUCAGAAUCUCUUGUGGUCGGUGGUGAGCUGUAAAUAAUCCAUACAGCACCAGGUGAAAGACAACUUAAAGCUCAUAACAAUUACUGAACUGUGAAUGUGUGAUUGUACACUGCGGCAAAUCAGUUGGAUAUGAAAAUUAAAGCAGGACUAUAUAGGAAAUUAAUACUUUUGGGUAAAUAAUGUGUAACGUGCUGAUUUUAUUACAAGGAUGACAUGGAUAACCAGAAUAAAAAU
Molecule: messenger RNA, 6136 nt
Organism: Leucoraja erinaceus (little skate)
Lineage: Eukaryota; Metazoa; Chordata; Chondrichthyes; Rajiformes; Rajidae
Product: cation channel sperm-associated protein 4-like
Exons: 11
Coding region: 4000-5361 (453 amino acids)
Biological process (GO): sperm capacitation; flagellated sperm motility; sodium ion transport
Cellular component (GO): membrane; CatSper complex; sperm principal piece
Molecular function (GO): voltage-gated calcium channel activity; calcium-activated cation channel activity
Source: RefSeq, a predicted model, not a curated record